UGCAUACACUAUGCAGCACGGUUUGCUGUGACGUUCAUAACAGAGGCAAGUCCGAACAAAUAUCUCCCUACGCGUAAUAAUUAUAAGACACAGCAGCCUUAUAAAGAAGUCUGUUUAACGUAUUUAGCCAGCUCAGAGAAUCAUUUUUCGUCUGGAGACAGCGAAAAAUUAGAAUUCAAUGUAAGCACUGAUUAUUUUCGCAGUAACCAGUAGAUGAUUCCUUAUUGCCGCUACCUGUCAAAGCGAAAUCCUUCAGUGGACUGAUGAGGAAAAUGAUGCAUGCCGAGGAUGAACUGACCAAAGCAGCUGCGACUGGAAACACUUACCAUGUUCAGUUUUUACUAUCUAACGGAGUGAAUGUGAAUGGCGUUAACAAAUUCGGAAGAACGCCUAUACAGGUGAUGAUGAUGGGUAACACACCUUUGGCUCACCUGCUGCUGGAAUAUGGAGCAGAUCCUAAUGUGCCUGAUCCCGGGACAGGAAGCACUCCUUUGCACGAUGCUGCCAGAACCGGUUUCAUGGACACCGUGCGGCUUUUAAUUCGCUUCAAUGCCGAUCCUAAUGCAACAGAUCACAGCAAUUUACGACCUGUGGAUGUGGCACGGCAGACUGGACAUAUGGACGUGGCUGAAUUUCUCAGUCGUAUUUAAACGCUAAAGUUCUUUUUCUUUUUUCUUUGUAACUAGCCUACAUAUUUAUCACAUGACAGGUUAAAAAAUAAUAAUAAUAAAGGAAUGAGCCCAGCAGUUAUGCACUUUAAUUGUUUAGGAUAGAGCCUAUUUGUAGGCUAAUAAUAAUUUACAAUAUUGUUUGUGUAUUUUUAUGCUGUUUGGAGUAUUAAACAUUUUAGGUAUUUUUAUUCCUAUGAGAAUUUAUGGUUCACAGUUCAUUUUUUAUAGGCCUUCAUGCGGCAUCACUAUCAAAAACUACAGAAAAAAGGCAACUUUAAGUUUGAAGCAUUAAUGAUGAAAUCACCCUAGUCUGUCUGGACGCAGCAUUUCGGUUAAUGUAUACGAUUACAUUUUUAAACAUAUCCAUAAGAUUUGUUCUUUACUUAGCAUGGUAAUGGCUAAAUAGAGUUAAGUCGUGGAAAGAUAGCUAACGAAGUUUAUUGGGCAAGUGCUCAAACCAAAUAACCUAUUAGCAAAAUAUGUGGCUUAUAUUUCUCAGUUCUCUAAGAAAAUAAGAUGUUUUCGAUAAGUUUAUGUUUUAUGAUAAGCUAAAUAAAUGCAACUAUCUAUAUGCCACCGUGCAA
Molecule: messenger RNA, 1255 nt
Organism: Carassius carassius (crucian carp)
Lineage: Eukaryota; Metazoa; Chordata; Actinopteri; Cypriniformes; Cyprinidae
Product: cyclin-dependent kinase inhibitor 2A-like
Exons: 2
Coding region: 264-650 (128 amino acids)
Biological process (GO): negative regulation of cell population proliferation; regulation of cyclin-dependent protein serine/threonine kinase activity
Cellular component (GO): nucleus
Molecular function (GO): cyclin-dependent protein serine/threonine kinase inhibitor activity; protein kinase binding
Source: RefSeq, a predicted model, not a curated record